GGUAACUCGCGGCGUAUCGCGUCGAAAAAGCACGUGUGGUCAAAGGCGGCUUGGCGGCGACAGUCGAUUGUUUCGCGGCGCGCUAGACGUAACAUUCGCUGAAGCUCGCGCGCCGCCCGCGGAUUUUUUGUUUCAUAAUUUUGUGUUCCGUGAUUUUUUCCGUGAAUUCGAACUCGUGUAGUCGAAGUCGGUUUGGCGUAAGUCGUGCUUCCUUCCAUACGCUGGAUAUCUAUAGGAUUCUAAGUUAAAGACAAAGUUCGCUCUUCCGUUACUUCAUUUUGUGUUUUGGAUACCAGAGGGAUGUCAAGCAAGAUGUGAUGCGACUCGGUUCAAGUGCAGAUUGCGGCUUUACGAUCCAUCGGCAAACAAUUAUAUACGAGUAUGUCUGUGACGCGUUUUCUAAGGAAAAUACGCGAUAUUAAUGGGACUUGUCUAACGACAUAGUCACACAAAAUUAAACGAGUUUCGUACCCAGGUACGAUAAUAACAAAAAUAAACUAAGUGCUUUGUGGUGGACCUUGAAAGUGGAUUUGGGAACUUUCCUAGUGAUUUUGUGAUUGUUUUGUGCAACCAUCAUGGCUUACGUAUUCUGGAAAAUGGUGAUGAAGAAAUACCCCAAAGUCAGAGUUGGAUUAAAUGCAAUUGGGAAACUCCAGCAGUGCAUUCAAGAGGCACAAAUCGAUGGCCGAUAUGAUCAGUGGAGUUGCGUUAUGGCCAGAUAUUGCGUGUGUCGCUAUCGACCGAAAAAAAAAGAAAAUAACAUGGGUGGAGUUAAAAACGACCUACCGCUAGGGGUACAUAAAGAGCGAUUCGCGAUCGUGCACGUCAGUUAUAGUCGAAAUCUGCUCAAUAUACGUCAUUGGAGAGACGCUACUAUUACAGAAACCUUUCAAAGAAAACUAUCUAUGGGUUAUAUGUAG
Messenger RNA from Acanthoscelides obtectus, 920 nucleotides. The record is from the annotation of a GenBank genome assembly. Lineage: Eukaryota; Metazoa; Arthropoda; Insecta; Coleoptera; Chrysomelidae.